Molecule: messenger RNA, 993 nt
Organism: Cuscuta europaea
Lineage: Eukaryota; Viridiplantae; Streptophyta; Magnoliopsida; Solanales; Convolvulaceae
Source: the annotation of a GenBank genome assembly
GGAAUACAAGAAGUUCUGAAAGGGCAAAAGCAGCAGGCAAAGAUGCUGAAAGCUUUAAUGCUUAAAAGCACUGGAAAUGCAGAAGGUGAAAAAAGCGAAGAAGAAAUCCAUGUGCAGAUUCAUGAAGCAUCAGAAGGAGGAAUAGAUAAAUCAAUUUUGGUCUCAGAUAUGCCUGGUUUUGACCUACAUCUGGAUCUAACACAGAAAGAGAAGGAAAGAACAAUAGAAAAUAAUGAAACUGGUCUAGGAUGUGAGAAUGAUGCAGAAGGUCUAGGAAGUGAGGAGGCAGAAGGUCUAGGAAGUGAGGAGGCAGAAGGUCUAGGAAGUGAGGAGGCAGAAGGUGGUAUAGGCAGUGAGAUGGCUGAAGGUCUAGGCAUUGAGGAUAAGAAAGAACUUCGAAGUGAGGAUGCAAAUCCCAUAUGUGCCCAAAAAGAGAAUUCAGCAAUCUAUGAAGAUGACAUGAUACUCACUCUUGCUCAAGCAAGCAUUAACACACAAGAGUUGGAAAUGCAUGUUGACAGCGCCAUUCAUAAUGUCAUUAAGGACUUGAAGCAAACAAAGGAAGAUGAAGCAAUGACUGUUGAUGCUGGUGAUUCAAAAGAAACAACAACUCCUGAACAAGAUGAAGAACAGAACAUUGAAGGAGACAGUGAAUCACAUAAAUGUGAUGAAAGAAAUAAAGAGAAAGGACAACAAGAGAACAUGGAUGCUCACAAUUCUAAAGAUAAGCAUAUUGCAGUGGCAUUUUAUUACCUGGCACUGAAAAGAAAACAAUACCAAAUCAAGCAAAAAUAUGCCACAACAGACCCAUUAUUUAUUGGGGUGAUGAAGUUGAAGUGUGAAAUGGUCACUAAUGACAAAACAACAAUGACUGAGGCAGCUUCUAAUAGAAACAUAAUGAACACAAUGCUUGGAUCAAAUGGGUUGCCAUGGGAAGAAGCUGACUUUGUAUACAUGCCACUGAACAUAGGGAUGCACUGGAUACUCUUGGUG